Messenger RNA from Eufriesea mexicana, 1997 nucleotides. It is a transcript of the gene Taf5, whose product is annotated as TATA-box binding protein associated factor 5. Lineage: Eukaryota; Metazoa; Arthropoda; Insecta; Hymenoptera; Apidae. Gene Ontology annotation, biological process: transcription initiation at RNA polymerase II promoter. The record is from RefSeq and is a predicted model, not a curated record. The transcript is spliced from 11 exons. Bases 11 to 1969 code for a protein of 652 amino acids. Gene Ontology annotation, molecular function: RNA polymerase II general transcription initiation factor activity; protein binding. Gene Ontology annotation, cellular component: transcription factor TFIID complex.
UCGAUUGAAAAUGGAGAACGAGAAAAGUACUAUGCUUGCAGUUUUGCAACUGCUCAGAAAGUAUAAUUUAAAGGGAACAGAGGAACUAUUCAAAAAGGAGGCAAAUCUGACAGAUAUUUCACCAGAUGAAGCUCAACAAACUGAUUCCGAAGUGAAUAGUGUUCUAUCUGCCUAUAAAAGUGAAGGUGAUCCUGCUCUUUAUGAGAAAGCAUACAGCGAAUUAAAAAAAUUUGUAGAGGGCUCCUUAGAUAUAUAUAAGCAUGAAUUGGGUACAAUUUUAUACCCAGUAUUGGUACAUAUGUACCUUGAAUUGGUUUAUAAUAAUCAUUCUGAGGAAGCAAAACUAUUAUUGGAGAAAUUUGGUGGAAAUUUAGAAGAAUAUUAUCAAAAUGAUUUGAAAAGAUUAUCCAAUGUUACAAAACGUGAACAAAUGGCUGGAAAUGAAUUAACUGAUACUUUCAAAUCUAAUCAGUUUAUAAUCAGGAUGUCAAGAGAUACUCUUUCCAUAUUGAAACGACAUUUACAAGAGAAAAAGCAUAGUGUAUUGUUAAAUAUUAUACAAGAGCAUCUUUAUUUUGAUAUGUAUGAAGGAGUGGCUAGGAAUAAACAACAAAUUGAUGCUACAUCGGGUGCAGUAGUUGGUGAAGCAACAAGACAAGACAAUAAGGCAAAGGUAUAUUAUGGACUUUUGAAGGAGCCAGACAUUCAAUGUAUGCCUCCAACUGAAGAAGAAGAGGACGAUACAGGUGGAGCAGAUGGAGAUAAACCAAAAAAGAAGAAAGCUAAAAAGGAUCCACUGUUUUCCAAGAAAACAAAAUCAGAUCCAAAUGCACCUCCUGUUGGUAGAAUGCCUCUACCUAAUUUAAAAGACGCGGAUAAGUUAGAAAAAGUAAAAGCAUUAAGAGAAGCAUCAAAACGUGUUGUACUUGGUCCAGAUACCUUGCCAUCUAUAUGCUUUUACACGCUGUUGAACGCGGUGCAUACUGUGACAGCGGCUGAAGUAGCAGAAGAUUCGAGUUUAUUGGCUAUUGGGUUCAGUGAUUCUUGUAUAAAAGUGUGGAGUUUAAUUCCACAAAAAUUAAGACUGAUGAAAACAGGGGAACAACUACAGGAUAUAGAUAGAGAAGCAGAUGAUGUAUUAGUAAGGAUGAUGGACGAUCGUACAGCAGAAACAUCGAGAUCAUUAUUUGGACACAAUGGCCCAAUAUACAGUUUAUCAUUUAGUCCAGACAGAAAUCUCCUUCUUUCAUCUUCAGAAGACAGUACAGUACGAUUAUGGUCUCUGCAUACAUGGACGUGUGUCGUAUGCUACAAAGGACACUUAUUCCCAGUAUGGUGUGUAAGAUUUUCGCCUCAUGGGUACUAUUUUGCGACUUCCUCUCACGAUAAAACUGCCCGACUCUGGGCAACUGAUUCUCACCAACCACUUCGAAUAUUUGCUGGUCACUACUCAGAUGUAGAUGUAGUACAAUUUCAUCCAAAUUCAAACUACGUAGCGACCGGUUCCAGUGACAUGACAGUAAGAUUAUGGGACUGCGUAACUGGUAGCCAAGUCAGAUUAAUGACAGGACACAAAGCUCCGAUUUACUCCCUUGCUUUUUCCGCAGAAGGUCGAUUUCUGGCGUCAACUGGCGCAGACCAUCGUGUUUUAGUUUGGGAUUUAGCGCAUGGUCACCUUGUCGCUGCUUUAUCGGGCCAUACUGGUACCAUUCAUUGUUUAUCGUUUAGUAGGGACGGAAACAUAUUAGUCUCAGGGUCAUUAGAUUCUACACUUAAGUUAUGGGAUUUUACGAAACUCGCAGAAGAAAUGAGUUUAGAGGACGUGAACGUCUCGCACAAUCCAGAUGUAAAAACAAAUGCAGAAACAUAUCUCCUUCGAACAUUUGCGACAAAAAACAGUCCAGUAUUGGCGCUACACUUUUCACGAAGAAAUUUACUCUUAGGCGUUGGAAUGUUCGAAUCAACCUAGCAAAUGUAAUUGUCACUCAACAAAUUCU